Messenger RNA from Triticum aestivum (bread wheat), 832 nucleotides. RefSeq lists its product as uncharacterized. Lineage: Eukaryota; Viridiplantae; Streptophyta; Magnoliopsida; Poales; Poaceae. Bases 173 to 655 code for a protein of 160 amino acids. The record is from RefSeq and is a predicted model, not a curated record. The transcript is spliced from 2 exons.
GCUGGGCUUGUGUCCAGCAGAGGUACGACCCGCGUAAAUCCCCCACGCGCGUGGCGCGUCCCCGAAACCAGAUCCGAAACCACGAGCCCAAGGAUUUUCCGUCCGUCGUCGCGCCUAGACUUCACCGGCCGGGAUCGAUCUGCUCUCGCCGGCCGCCCGGCGUGUUCCGUCGAUGGGAUACUGGUUCUUCGGCGGCCACGGCGGCUUCUACAUACCCUCCUAUGACGGGAGCCAGCCUCGACCCGCUGGCCCUCACCGGCCGCUGCUGUAUGGUACUGUGCCAUACGACGAGGAGAUCCGCCGGAUGGAAGAAGGCGUCCGCCUCCGUCAACGGCCACCGCCCAACCCCACAGUCUGGAAAUACUUCAAGAUCUUCACUAGGUGUUUCAUGGCCGCGAUGAGCAUCACGAUGAUGGCUUGGAUAUUUGUGGCACGAUAUUUCGGUUCGGAUCCUCAGGUGCAGGAUCCCUAUAUUAUGAUGGGACUUAUCGUCUUUGCUCUCAUACCAAUGGGAUUCGGCUUAAUGAUAACAGAAGGAGAUAUAGAGGCCCAGGACACACGUGCUCAAGGGGAGGCACUGUCAAGCCCGAGCCAUGGAUUUGAGGAUCUUCGUGCGGAUGUGGCUAGGAUUUGUGCAUUUCUCGAGAUACGCUAACUAGUAAUUUCUCAAGAUACUCUCUUGGCUGGAACUGCCUCUAAUAGAAUGCGUCUUGUUUAUCUAAGUUUGCAUCAGUUAUUAUUUUCUUGAGGGGAGGCACACUUGUAAUUACCGUUGUACAUAGAAUGAAUACACAACAAUUACUAUUUUCUCCAAGAAAUCCGUAGGAGCACU